AUGUCUAGAAGUUCAGGAUUCCAAUUAUUUGCUUUUGUCAUUUUUAUUACUAUUGCCUACUCAUCACCAAUCUUUAAAAAUGAUACUAAUCAAAAAAGUGAAGUUAAUAACCAAAUAGGAUUAUCUAGUGAAAUAGGACUUAUUGAUACUUUAAAUCUUCCAAUUGACUUUUCUAAUUCUACUGAAGUUAUAAGAAUUAAAAGACAAGGAGGAUGUGGAUGUGGAUGUUGUUGUAGACCAAGAUGCUGUUGUAGAAGAUGUUGUUGCUGUUGUACAACAUGUUGUACUACAAGAUGUUGUUGUUGUAGACCAUGUUGUUGUUGUAGAGGAUGUGGAGGUGGAUGUGGUGGUGGUGGAUGCGGUGGUGGAUGCGGUGGUGGAUGUGGUUGUGGAUGUGGAUGUGGUGGAGGAAUGGGACGUAAAAGACGUUCUUUAGAAACUCUCAUUCAUAAAUAUAUGGAAAAAGUUUCAUCAGAAAAAAAUAACAGUGUCAAUCAUGUUUUAUUUAAUGAUGAAAUUGUAAAUGAAAUACCUAAUCAAAAAAAUGAUAUUAAAAAUUUUAUGGAAGUUGAUAAAGUUAUCAGUAAAGAAAAAGCAAUUUAA
Molecule: messenger RNA, 603 nt
Organism: Strongyloides ratti
Lineage: Eukaryota; Metazoa; Nematoda; Chromadorea; Rhabditida; Strongyloididae
Exons: 3
Coding region: 1-603 (200 amino acids)
Source: RefSeq, a predicted model, not a curated record